AUGAACCACGCCAGAGUCAAGGCCCUCAAGGGCAAUAAGACAGUGUCCCGCAAGGCCGUCAAGUCGGGACGCGCCUCGGGUGCCGUCACGCCCCAGGGCACCAGCUCCCCAAUGGCCUCGCUACUGACCUCGCCCACGCACUCGACCACCCACAGCCGCCCGGCGUCCGACAGCGACUCGGACGACAGCGACUUUGAGCUCGACGACAUGAUGUCGAGCAUCCACUCGGCCGACUCUCUCGAUGCGCCCGCCGAUGACGGCAGCACCGCCGGGCCAGCGCUCGAUACGGAAGCGCUCCUCCAGGCCAUCCAGGACCGCAAGCACAACAACACCGAGCUACGCGAGCAGUACCUCGACGCCUUUAUCCGCUUCAUGCGCACCCGAUACUCGGAGGACACGCAUCUUUGGCUCGACACCGCCGCCACGUCGCUCACUGACGCUUUCCUCAAGGGCGCCAACCGCGGCGACUCACCCCGCGAGCGUCUUCUCAGCCUGCAGGCCUACUGCAUCACGCUUGGAACGGUCGAGGAUAUGGAGGUGUACGAGGGCGCCGCCCGCGCCGUCAAGCAGAUCCUCCUCGACGACGACGACGACAGCUGCCGCGUGUGGGCGCUAUACGCCCUCGCAAUGAGUGUACUGUACGGCGGCGGUGUUGAGGAAGCAGCCCUUGAGACCAUGGAGUAUUUCAUCGACAUUGUCCAGAGCGACGGCGAGAGCAUCGAGGCGCACGACAACGCCGCCAUCGUGUCCGCUGCCCUGCUCAGCUGGGGCUUUGUCGCCGCCCACGUCGACGACUACUCGGACUACGCGGACGCCGCCAUUGACGCCAUCAUCGACCAGCUCGACAGCGGCGACGUCGAUGUGCAAUCCAACGCUGCCAUGUGCAUCGCCCUCAUUUACGAGUCCUCGCGCGCCUACGAGGCCGAAACUGGCAAGCCCUUUCAGCUGCAGUACGACCCCCAGCGCCUCGUCGGGCGCAUCGCUGAGCUUGCCCGCAUGAGCGCUAAAUCGGCCUCGCGCCGCUCGCGCCGCGAGCUCCGCGAGUCCCUCGUUAGCGUCGUCACCGCCCUCGAGCGCGGCGUCGGCCCGUACUACUCUACCGCCCUCUACAUGCCCGAAAAGGACGAGCGCGUUCCCGCCUCCCAGCGCACCGAGGACGGCCGCGCCGAGUACGGUUACCGCCUCAAGCUGCGCUUGCAGAACAGGGCCGCCAAGGUCGACACCUGGUCCCUGUACUUUCGGGUGACCGUCAUGAAGCUCCUCCUCCGCGGCGGUCUGGACAAGCACAUGUUUGUCAAUCCCGUUGUGUCGGAGUGCUUGGAAGAUGCCAACUUUGCGCAAGAGUACACGCCGGAGGACGUCAAGAAGGCACGCAAGAAGUAA
Molecule: messenger RNA, 1383 nt
Organism: Cordyceps militaris CM01
Lineage: Eukaryota; Fungi; Ascomycota; Sordariomycetes; Hypocreales; Cordycipitaceae
Product: Armadillo-type fold domain containing protein
Exons: 1
Coding region: 1-1383 (460 amino acids)
Source: RefSeq, a predicted model, not a curated record